Messenger RNA from Pyrus x bretschneideri (Chinese white pear), 1536 nucleotides. RefSeq names its product elongation factor Tu, chloroplastic-like. Bases 1 to 693 code for a protein of 230 amino acids. The transcript has a single exon. Lineage: Eukaryota; Viridiplantae; Streptophyta; Magnoliopsida; Rosales; Rosaceae. Gene Ontology annotation, biological process: mitochondrial translational elongation. The record is from RefSeq and is a predicted model, not a curated record. Gene Ontology annotation, molecular function: GTP binding; GTPase activity; translation elongation factor activity. Gene Ontology annotation, cellular component: mitochondrion.
AUGACGUACGAGAUCGAAACCCGCCACUACGCCCACGAGGACUGCCCCGGUCACGCUGACUGUGUCAAGAACAUGAUCACCGGCGCAGCCCAAAUGGACGGCGCCAUCCUCGUCGUCUCCAGCGCCGACGGCCCCAUGCCCCAGACCAAAGAGCACGUGUUGCUGGCCAAACAAGUCGGCGCGCCCAAUGUGGUCGUUUUCCUGAACAAGCAGGAUCAGGUGGACGACGAGGAGCUGCUUGAGCUGGUGGAAUUGGAGGUCCGGGAGCUCCUGUCGUCGUACGAGUUUCCGGGAGAAAAUGUGCCGGUGGUUUCCGGCUCGGCAAUGCUGGCUCUGGAGGCGUUAAUGGCUAACCCGAAAAUCAAGAGAGGGGAGAACGAGUGGGCGGACAAGAUUUAUGCUUUGAUGGAUGCUGUGGAUAGUUACAUUCCAAUUCCACAACGGCAAGUUGAUCUGCCGUUCCUGUUGGCGGUUGAGGAUGUGUUUUCAAUCACGGGCCGGGGCACGGUGGUGACGGGAAGGGUGGAGAGGGGUAAAGUGAAGGUUGGGGACAGUGUGGACAUAGUGGGAUUGAGAGAGACUAGGAGCACAACGGUGACAGGGGUGGAGAUGUUUCAGAAAACACUCGAUGAGGCAAUGGCCGGUGACAAUGUGGGGCUUCUGCUGAGGGGAAUUCAGAAGGGGGAUAUCUAGAGAGGGAUGGAGGUGUCGAAGCCGAGCAACAUUAAGCCUCACACGAAGUUUGAGGCGAUUGUGUAUGUGUUGAAGAAGGAGGAGGGCGGGAGGCAUUCCCCAUUCCUUGCAGGAUACAGGCCACAGUUUUACAUGAGGACGACGGAUGUGACAGGGAAGGUGACUGGAGUUAAGAAUGACAAGGAUGAGGAGUCGAAGAUGGUGAUGCCGGUAGACCGGGUGAAGAUGGUGGUGGAGCUUAUAAUGCCGGUGGCUUGCGAGCAAGGAAUGAGGUUUGCUAUCAGGGAAGGCGGCAAGACUGUUGGAGCUAGUGUUAUCCAGUCCAAUAUCGAGUGAGUUGAUAGCGAAAUUGUUAGUUAGGAUAAUCUUUGUUUAUCUACAUAUGAUUGGAACUAUAGACAACUUACUAAUUACUUGUGGUGAUCAUGGUUUUGUUGAUAGCUCGAUCUCAUUCAUUGUGGUUUUCGCCUUCGGUUUUUUCAUUUGAAGUCAAUACAUAUGUUUGAAUUAGGGUUUGGUCGAUCAACAUUUUGUGUGUUAUGGAAAGGUCAGUGAGUGUUAGAAUUGUUGUUGCCUUGGAGUUAGUCGGUAUUGACCUAAGUUGAUAUCAGGGGCGAAAGAUAAACGGAUGUGCUUUUAAUGUUCGAUUCUCAACUCUUGAUAUCAAUCCAAGGGUGAGCGAAAAAGGAUUUUGGAAGGAGUUUAUACUUUUUGUUAGUGUCUGAAGCAGAGGAAUGCCUGCUGGCAUGUGAAGUUUGUGUUGUGUUCUGAGUUUGGCUCUUUGUUGAGUGGGAAGUGGAAGAGGAACUGAGAUGGAUCCGAAUGCGAUCGAUUGAAAGUGAA